This is a messenger RNA of Camellia sinensis, 703 nucleotides long. Lineage: Eukaryota; Viridiplantae; Streptophyta; Magnoliopsida; Ericales; Theaceae. The record is from RefSeq and is a predicted model, not a curated record.
AGCAUUUGAAAUACAAUUUUCAGAAGGAAAACAAAUGAAGGAUUCAAACAUGUAUACUGGUUACAUUGGAAGUACACAAAGUAGUAUAAAAGUGGUGUACCACCUUGAGUCACAAUCAAAAGAUUUACAAUGGUGGUACGAGUUUGCAAUGAGUCACUGCAGCCCGUAUUUACUGAGAGUAAUUGGAAAGUGUCAAAGUAGUUCUGUUGGCAAAGAGUUGCUUUUCACAGAGCUGGUAGAAGGAACUCUACACGAUUGGGUGAAGAAAAACCCUCUCAUUGAUUCUGAGUAUCCUGAAAGGCUGAGUAAGCCUUUUAUUGGCAUAUUGGGGGAUAUACUCAAUGGCAUCAUAUACUUCAGAUGUACAUUGAGACAACCACAUGGAGAAAUUUGUGCAAACAAUGUCUACUUGGUUAAUGGAAAUGCCAAGUUGGGCAAAGCUCUAAAUCCUGAGUGGUACGAGAAGACAUUUGGGGAUGACAUUGACAAGUUCUGCGGCAUGGUCAGGUCUCUCUUCAAGUCCAAAGGGUCUAAACUUCCCUUUGGUUUGGAUCAUUUGUGCAGAUACUUGCAAAAAUACAUCAAAUUUGAAAAGUACAGUUUUUCUUUAAUUAUGAUUUUUUAAGUAUUGUAUAGUGUUUUUAUUACUAUUGAUUCUCACACUUUUUGUUAUACAGGCAUUUGAUGAAUGCAAUUAAUCAUC